UUCUGGAUCAAGCAGCAAUUGUAAAACAAAGUAACUUAAUCUUUUUUUUAAUAAUAUAUAUACAGUCUGGUGUCUUCAACCUGUGACUGUAUCCCAGGGGAGUUUUUUAGCCUCCUCCCCCUGACAAUACACACAUGACCCGGAUCACAUGAGCCUUGCUACUACCUCCUGGUUCAGACAGACGGGCUACACGGAUCGAGGCUAGCUGUUAGCUUCAACUGUCUACACGGCCGAGAUGAGUUUCCUAGGAGGUUUAUUUGGGCCGGUAUGUGAGAUAGACGUACUGCUGAACGAUGCAGAGAACAGAAAGACAGCCGAGUUGAAGACAGAAGAUGGCAAAGUGGAGAAACACUACCUGUUCUACGACGGAGAGUCUGUAUCUGGCAAGGUGAAUCUAAAUGUGAAGCAGGGAGGAAAGCGACUGGAGCAUCAGGGCAUCCGCAUUGAGUUUGUUGGACAGAUAGAGCUGUUCUCUGAUAAGAGCAACACCCAUGAGUUUGUGGACUUGGUGAAAGAGUUGGCUCUACCUGGAGAACUCACCCAGAACAGGAGCUACGACUUUGAGUUCAUGCAGGUGGAGAAGCCCUAUGAGUCCUAUACUGGAGCGAAUGUCAGGCUAAGGUAUUUCCUCAGGGUGACAAUAGUUCGUCGUCUGUCUGACUUAGUGAAGGAAUACGAGCUGAUUGUCCACCAGUUAGCCACCUACCCAGACGUCAACAACUCGAUCAAGAUGGAAGUCGGCAUAGAAGAUUGUCUUCACAUUGAGUUUGAAUACAAUAAGUCAAAAUACCACCUUAAGGAUGUGAUUGUUGGGAAGAUCUACUUCCUGCUGGUCAGGAUCAAGAUCCAACACAUGGAGCUACAGCUCAUCAAGAAGGAGAUAACAGGCAUAGGUCCCAGUACUACCACAGAGACAGAGACGGUUGCAAAGUAUGAAAUCAUGGAUGGAGCUCCAGUUAAAGGAGAAUCAAUCCCCAUCAGACUGUUCCUGGCAGGAUAUGACCUGACACCCACCAUGAGGGAUGUCAACAAGAAGUUCUCUGUACGCUACUUCCUUAAUCUGGUGCUGGUAGAUGAAGAGGACAGAAGAUACUUUAAACAACAGGAGAUUGUUUUGUGGAGAAAAGCUCCAGAGAAGAUCAGGAAAAGAAACUUCCAUCAGCGCUACGAGUCACCCGAGCCCCGAACCCAGCCAGUUGAUGCAGAGCAGCCAGAGAUGUGAGGGUGAUGCUAUGAACUGAAAAUACACACAGACACACACCAACUCUUCACUGCUGAACAGCCAGAGGUGUGAGGGCUGCCACACUAUCUCCCUGGACUGAGAAAUGUAUACAUGAAUACAUAUAACAUACCUUCAGACAUCCCCGUUACCACUCCACAGCUUCAGAUGUGAGCUGUCCGACCACCUUCACUCUCUCCCCCAGGACUGAAACACACUCGCAUACAGACGCACAAGCAUACCAUCCAAGAAGGCUGAAAGCUGAAUGUCAAGGCCAGAAUGCAAAGCAAACAGACCCAAGUAAGGAACAGUGAGGCAGCCUAUUUGAUCUUGGCGUCUCUGAAAACACACAUACAUUCAUACACAAGUGAAGCCAUACAAUCUCAGUUUGCUGAAUGCAUAAUAAAACAGAAGCAAAGAGGAGAUGGCUACAGACCACUAUACCACACCAUUUAUCCAUUUCUUCUGCAACAGGAGCUUCUUUUGUUUGCAUAUUUGGACAGCACUUAUCCUGGACUUUCUCUGGCAUCCCCCCCCACACACACACAUUUCUAGAGUCUGGCUGGGCUAGCCAGUGAUUUAAAGUAUUUAAGACGUGGGGAUCAGCCUGAGCAAAGGACAUGAGAAGCUAAGCUAUGAGUCAACACACGCACUCUGUGUUUAUUCACAAUAAGCUAUGAUAUUGCCACUGUGCUCUUGUUGAACCGUCUAGCUGGGAAAUCAAGAGUUUUCCAGUUGUUGGUAAGUAUGUUGCAACAGUCCACAGACUGCUUCUUCCAUGCACUCUUCCAUGUCUGUCUGGUGCAACAAAUGUCCAUCUUAACAUAAAUAUAAUCUUAUAUUUCAUCUUCAAAUGCGGCUGUUUUGGUAAAAUGAAAACAUGUUCCAGUCUUGCAUCUCUCCAGUUCCAGUCCACAUUUUAUUUCAUACAAGAAAUGUGUUGGAUUCAAGAUAAGCAUUAUUAUUUCAAUGUCAUUUAUUUCAUAAAAUAAUUGAAUCAUAUAAAAUAAUUUAGUGCUGCAACUAAUGAUUAAUUGCAUUAUCGAUUAAACUGCACAUUCUCGAUUAAUUGAUUAUUCAUUUAGUCUAUAAAAUGUUA
Sander lucioperca (pikeperch) is the source of this 2318-nucleotide messenger RNA. RefSeq names its product VPS26, retromer complex component A (gene vps26a). Lineage: Eukaryota; Metazoa; Chordata; Actinopteri; Perciformes; Percidae. Gene Ontology annotation, cellular component: retromer complex; endosome. The record is from RefSeq and is a predicted model, not a curated record. Gene Ontology annotation, biological process: intracellular protein transport; retrograde transport, endosome to Golgi. The transcript has 9 exons. The coding region runs from base 236 to 1222 and encodes 328 amino acids.